GGACGUGGUCCGAGGAGCCACAGGAGAGCGAGGGGCAGGAGUGGGGAUAGAUGAACGAGUGGACGUGGCCUUGGGAGCCACAGAAGAACGAGGGGCAGGGACAGGAAGGGAAGAACGAGUGUAAGUUGGGUGCUUUUCGUCGAACCUUUUCAGGAACGACGCACCCGGGGAAAGGGAAGAGGAAGAGGGAAUGGACGUGGCCUGAGCCACAGGGGAACGAGAGGAAGGGAGGGGAAUAGGAGAACGAGAGGACGUGGUCCGAGGAGCCACAGAAGGAGAAGAACGAGUGGAAGUGGCGCUAGGGCAGUUGGUAGUCUUUUGGGGGGCGGAACGAGAGGAUGUGGUCCGAGGAGCCACAGGGGAACGAGCGACAGGGAC
Aspergillus welwitschiae is the source of this 378-nucleotide messenger RNA. RefSeq lists its product as uncharacterized. NCBI's taxonomy places the organism in Eukaryota, Fungi, Ascomycota, Eurotiomycetes, Eurotiales, Aspergillaceae. The coding region runs from base 51 to 239 and encodes 62 amino acids. The transcript has a single exon. The record is from RefSeq and is a predicted model, not a curated record.